Messenger RNA from Guillardia theta CCMP2712, 639 nucleotides. RefSeq lists its product as hypothetical. The record is from RefSeq and is a predicted model, not a curated record. NCBI's taxonomy places the organism in Eukaryota, Cryptophyceae, Pyrenomonadales, Geminigeraceae. Bases 1 to 639 code for a protein of 212 amino acids. The transcript has a single exon.
AUGGAUCACAAUGUCUUCUCUCUCCCCAUCCCUCCACUCUCUCCACACGAUGUCCUCCCAACUGAAGACAUCGACCUUGAAGAAGGCUCCGACGACUUGCUGUCCUUGCCAUCGGACAAAGCUGACUCUACGGCUGACCUCGAUGAGUUUGAAAGCUUGCUAGUUCUAGACGCAGCAAGUGAUGCCAGCAUGGCAGCUAACAGCUCGUCGUGCCGCGACUUACCGGCAGGCUCCUCUCGGGCACCUUCUCUUCAGAGCUCAUCUCCAUCCAUCAACGACGACUCAUCGUCCCCCGGUGGCAACUCCCCUCAGGACUCAGGAUCCGACCAGCCCUCGUCCUCCUCCCGCUGGACCCUCGACGCCCGCAUCCAGCACAGCGCCCUCUGCACCGGCAAGAAGCGCCUCACCUCUCAGCAGAAGACCGACAUCGUCAGGCUCUACUACUCCUCCGGGGAGACGUCCAAGCGCCGGCGGGCGGUCCAGCAGUGGGACCUGGCGAGGAUGUACGGGAAGAGCCGGUCGGCGAUCAGCCGGCUGCUGAAGCCAGAGACGGCAGCGAGGAUCAUGAGGAGAGCAGGAGGAGAGACGGGGGAGGAAGUAGGGGAGGUGCUGGCGAGGAUCGAGGCAGCGAAGAGAUGA